This is a messenger RNA of Ictalurus furcatus (blue catfish), 3099 nucleotides long. RefSeq names its product NHERF family PDZ scaffold protein 1a (gene nherf1a). The coding region runs from base 229 to 1395 and encodes 388 amino acids. Gene Ontology annotation, cellular component: apical plasma membrane. Gene Ontology annotation, molecular function: signaling receptor binding; protein-membrane adaptor activity. NCBI's taxonomy places the organism in Eukaryota, Metazoa, Chordata, Actinopteri, Siluriformes, Ictaluridae. Gene Ontology annotation, biological process: protein localization to plasma membrane. The transcript is spliced from 6 exons. The record is from RefSeq and is a predicted model, not a curated record.
GCGUCAAGUCGAGUACUGAACACUUCUUAAGUUCAAGAUCUUAGAGGAAGUGUCAGACAUCAUCCUUUACACCAGCACUGACUACAUGGGAACUUUUCUCGACAAGUUUCCUUGGGAAGUGAACAGGUUUUAACUUUCUCUGAGCGCACUCUUGUCUUCGUUUCACUUUAAUCCUCGUGUAAAUCUGUGUUUCUGUCCGUAAGCGUUUGUCAGCUGUAGUUUAGGGCGAUGUCAGGAGAGCUGAGGCCCCGACUGUGUGUGUUAGAGAAGGGCAGCGACGGCUAUGGCUUCCACCUGCACGGGGAGAAGAAUAAAGCGGGUCAAUUCAUCCGCCUGGUGGAACCUGACUCUGCGGCCGAGCUGUCGGGUCUGAGGGCCGGGGACAAACUGGCGUUCGUUAACGGUGAGAGUGUGGAGGGUGAGAGCCACCAGCAGGUCGUGUCCCGGAUACGAGCCGUAACGGGCAAGCUGGAGCUUAUCGUCGUGGACUCCGAGACGGCCGAGUAUCUCAAAAAACACAACCUGACGUGCAAGAAGGAGUUCGUUAGUGACGGAGUGCCGAGACCAGGGGACCAACCGGGGGGCCAACCGGGGGACCAACCGGACACCGCCGCACAGGAGAGCAACGGCACCGCCACGGAGUCCAGCCCUGCUCCUGGUUCUACCCCUUCUCCUGCCCCUUCUCCUUCUCCUACCCCUGUCCCUGCUGCUAACGGAAGCAUGGGCCUCGACACACUCAGCCUGAGCUCCAAGGAUUCGAAGAAUGAGCUGCGUCCCCGUCUCUGCCACAUGAAGAAGGGAGCCACAGGUUAUGGCUUCAACCUGCACAGCGAGAAGUCCAAAUCAGGCCAGUAUAUCAGGGCGGUGGAUGAGGACUCCCCAGCUGAGAAAUCUGGACUUCGACCCCAAGAUAAAGUAGUGCAGGUGAACGGCAUACCCGUUCAGGGCUUCCAGCACUCUGAGGUGGUGGCUGCCAUCAAGGCAGGAGGAGAUGAGCUGCGGAUGCUGGUGGUGGAUCCAGAAACGGAAGCCUUCUUCAGCAGCUGCCGGGUUCUUCCCACUGAGGAGCACCUCACAGGCCCUCUUCCUGAACCUUAUGGCAGCAGAGAUGCUGAUGAUGAAAAGGUGAAGGAGGAAGCAGUUCAGGAAGCCAUGCCGGUGUCAGCGAGUCCCACUCCAUCCAACGCUUCCUCCACCGCAUCUAUCCCUGCUGAGACGGCCAACACUCCCCCAUCACAGGAGAAGGCAGUGGAGAAGAGCGCGAAUGCAGCCUCGUCGCUGGAUCUGAACAUUUCCCUGCAGCAGGCUAAAGAGCGCGCGCACCAGAAACGCUCCAACAAGAGAGCGCCACCUAUGGACUGGAGCAAGAGGAGUGAAGUGUUCAGCAACCUCUAAAGCAGCGGUUUUCUCCACCACCAUCACGCAUCGUCUUCUUUAGAUUUCCUUUAUUUAUAAAGUCCACACUUCCGUCUCGCUCAUGAGGCCAGCUCUUCUGAUUUAUACAGACAACUGUUAAGCAGAAGGGAAGCGGGAAAAAGCAACUUCCUGGAUUAACAAAGCCUGAAAUCACAUGUUAGAAAGAAUUGCUGGAUUUGUUUUUUUUUGUUUUUUGGUCCCACAAUUUCUGUUCGAGUCUCAACAAACACACACACACACACACACACACACACCCCUCAGAUGAACAUUUAAAGCCAGUGUUAUUUUGUCACUUGUGUUUUUAUUGAUCUUUAUAGGCAUUUUAUUGAACUAUGAUAGAAAUCAGAUUUGUGAUUUGAUAUUACUUUAUUAUGUACAGUGUAGAUGUAAUUAAUGCACAAUUUUUUUCCUGUUCACGCUGUUCAUAAAGGUGUGUGUGUGUGUGUGUGUUCGCACCACCAGUUCAUUAUACUGUACACGCAUCUGUCCUGUUGAAAUAACGUUAAUGUUCAGAGCAGUUUUUGUCGCGUAAUAUUACACUUUAUAAUGCUGUGUGGUGUGAAAGCUUUUGUCUGUGAUUCUUACUUUUUUUUUUUUUUUUAAAGCUGUAAAUCAUAAAUUAUAUGGAGAAAUCGCUAAAACAGAGCUAUACACUCUGACUAACCUGGAACAUGUGGUUAGUUUUCUGACUGAAGGAAGAAAAGCACUGGUUUUUUUUCUUUUUUUUGAUCAUAAGAUUUGUGUAAAUUAGUCUAAUGGUCUAAUCACAUCCAUAUUCUCAGUCGCGCAAAGUAAUAGGGCACAUUAUACUUCUGAUGGAAGAGCUUUGAUUUUAAUUUUUUUUUAAAGCAGUCAUCGCCUCAUUGUUUAAUUUUUGUAUAAUGUUUGAGAUUUAUGUUGGGUUCAGAAGUUUUAGUCUGUUGACUACGGAAUUGAAAGGAUUUUUAUGAACAUUCUUAAGAAGAAAACCACUCGCUGUCUAUAGCAACUUUAGCUAAAAGCUCUGCCUGGAUGAAUGAAUAAAUAAAAAAAGAAAAGAAGUCUAUCGUCUGCUUGGGUUUUAUUUACAGAUCGACACUAAAUGCACGUUGAUGAAUGAGCCUGGGUUUGAGUGUUAUGCAGCAUUCAUGCCCUGUAGGAAAAAUGUCAUUCCUGGUUUCUUCCUAGGAAAAGCAGCUCAAGUGAAUCUGCAUGCAGUGGAUUUGAUGAGUUUAUGAGGAUUUUCAGAGCAGGUAGCAAGGAUUUCUCCGACCAAGCACUGGAAGUGACACAACUGCUUAUAGAAAGCAUGCUGUGUUCAAAGACCUGAUGAUGAAAUUUGUCAUUUUUGUGUACAUUUUUUUUUUUUUUUUUCCUUCUCCUAAUUAAUGCAAAGGGGCUUGGGGGCUUAGUGGUGAGCACGUUUGCCUCACAGCUCUGGGACUCGGAGUUUGAAUCCCACCAUGGCCAUGUGUGUGCACGGAGUUUGCGUGUUCUCCCCAUGCUGAGGGGGUUUCCUCCCUGUACUCCUGUUUCCUCCCCCAGUCCAAACACAUGCAUCGUACACUCAGUGGCGUGUCCAAAUCAUCCGUAGUGUGUGCAUGUGUGUGAUUUUCCCAUGUGGUGGGUCGGCACCAUGUCCAGUUUGUUCCCCACCUUGUGCCCAUGCUCCAGGGGGUCGACUCCAGGUUCCCUGUGACCCUG